This is a messenger RNA of Eucalyptus grandis, 2283 nucleotides long. Its product is annotated as AT-rich interactive domain-containing protein 6. Gene Ontology annotation, cellular component: nucleus. Bases 305 to 2068 code for a protein of 587 amino acids. NCBI's taxonomy places the organism in Eukaryota, Viridiplantae, Streptophyta, Magnoliopsida, Myrtales, Myrtaceae. The transcript is spliced from 13 exons. Gene Ontology annotation, molecular function: DNA binding. The record is from RefSeq and is a predicted model, not a curated record. Gene Ontology annotation, biological process: regulation of transcription by RNA polymerase II.
AGAGAGAGAAAAAAAAAAAACAAAAAAGAAUUGUAACUGCUCUCUCCCGGGCACGAAAAGCGUUUUUCAAUUUCGCGUUUUUUCUCAUCUCGCAGAUCUCUCUCGACAACGGAAAACGCCAUCGCCCCUUCGCUCCCUCCCUCCUCCGCCGCCGCCUCCGCCGUCUUCCCGGCGAGGAUCUGCGCUAGGGUUUUUCUUGGCGGCGUCUCUUCUCGGCGGCUCCCCUAGGACCGCGAGCUCCCCGGCCGAAUCUCCGCCGCUGCAUUUUCCGCGGCGCCCACAGGAGUGUCUUCAGGAGCACAAGAUGAGUGGUUCAAAUGAGAAUGAGGAGAUGGAUAAGGAGGUGCCGCUAGCUCCAGAUCUUGCUGAUGAAGGGCACCCAAAUGAAGUGCAAGUUGAAGCAUCCCAUGAACAAUCUCCUGAUUCAGUGCCUGUAGAGGAAACUUUGAAGCCAAUUGAAAAUGGGCACGCGUUGCCUGUGGAAGAUGCUUCUACUGAUGAUAAGAAACAAGAACCUGUCUCAAGUACUCCACUCUCUGCCCCGGAUGGUAUAGCUAAUGCAGAAAAUCAGCAAGAUGUACCCAAGCAUGAUAGUGGAAAUGCUGAAUCUGCUGCUGUUGCCAAGGAUGAGAUACAGAAGGAUGCAUCUGAUUUGCCUCAGGAGGAAGCCGCUGAUUUGUCUCUAGAGGAAACCAAGGUUGAUUCUACCACCCUAGCUCAGAAGGAAGCCACUGAGUUGCCUCUACAGGAAAAAAAUGUUGAUUUUACCACCCUGGCUUCAAAGGAAGCCACUGAGUUACCCCUGCAGGAUACUAAGGUUGAUUCUACUGCCCUGUCAGAAAGUCAUCCAGAACCUGUUGAACUGAUAUUGGGGGCCAGAGCUGAAGAUACUGAAAAUCCAGAACCUGUCAAACCAAUAUUGGAGGCCAGAGAUGAAGAUACUGAGAUGGUGGAAAGUAAAAUGGGUGCUGUUUGUGAUGAUUUAUCCUCAGUAGAGAAAGACAACAUUGUUGCACCUAAUGAGGCAUCCAUUGACAUUAAGGCUGAAAUUGAGAAAGUGGAACCGAUGACGGUUGAGGAGCAUCAGGCUGAGACCCCUGUAGCUAAGGUUAACGGCAACUCCAGUUUGAAACAUUUAUUUCUUUUAGAUGAAAACGAUGAAGGUAGUGAGUCUGGGACAGAGGAGGAUCAAUCAUUAUUCAUGAAGGAACUGGAGAGUUUCUUUAAGGAGAGGAGCAUGGAAUUCAAACCACCUAAGUUUUAUGGGGAGGGUCUAAAUUGCCUCAAGUUGUGGCGAGCUGUGACUAGACUUGGAGGUUAUGAUAAGGUUACGUCAUGUAAGCUGUGGCGGCAAGUUGGAGAGUCCUUCAAACCCCCCAAGACAUGCACUACAGUAUCUUGGACAUUUCGUGGUUUCUAUGAGAAGGCACUCCUUGACUAUGAGCGGCACAAUUUGCGUGGUGGGGAGCUUAAUAUAACUGCUGCUUCUCCCACAGAGCCUAUGGUUGGUGACAAUCAGGCAUCAGGAUCCGGAAGGGCACCCAGAGAUGCUGCAGCCCGUGCAAGGCAGGGUUGGCACUCCCAACGUCUUCUUGGUAAUGGUGAAGUUAGUGAUCCUAUAAUAAAGGAUAAGAAUGCCAUGUCUAUGCAAAAACGUGAAAAGCAGCUUAAAAGCGUUGGUCCAGUGAAACGCAAGAAGCAACCAUACUUGGAAAGUUCUAUUAAAACUACACGACCAAAAACUUCUAAAUCACAAUUGGAUAUACCAGUAGUUGACAUUGGACCACCAGCUGAUUGGGUAAAAAUCAACGUACAGAAAACUAAGGAUUGCUUUGAAGUCUAUGCCUUAGUCCCAGGGCUUCUACGGGAGGAGGUCAGGGUCCAGUCUGAUCCUGCUGGGAGACUGGUUAUAAGUGGUGAGCCAGAGCAACCCGACAAUCCUUGGGGGGUAACUCCUUUUAAGAAGAUUGUCAACUUACCUUCAAGAAUCGAUCCACACCAAACAUCAGCAGUGGUCACCCUGCAUGGGCAGUUAUUUGUUCGGGUCCCUUUUGAGCAAUCGGAAUAGCAACUUUGGCGUGCUUAUGUGCAUCAUGUUGAUUGAAACUAACUGUAGGUGUUAGCUUCGUAGUUCACUGAACCUUGUCCACAUCUGCGGUUCACUCUCCUUUGUACUCUUGUGUAGCGGACUAGAUUUAGCUCUGAUUUAUGUUAUCUUUUAGUCCUUAUUUCGCAUGCAGUUCUUGUCUAUUACUGUUUUGAGAUCCUGCUCGUUUCACUUGA